UGUGCAUAAACAAAAUCCCAAAGAUGAGUGGAGAGCCAACCAUGCUGAUUCUGGUCAUCAGAUUUUUGUUUCAAAUGAACGUCUGUGCAAUACCAAUCCAUUGUCAGCUGAAAAAGAUUAUUCCUUUUGUGGAGACGUGAAUGUGCAAAAAGCAGGGGAAAUGUUGGCAUCUAUUAAGUUUUCUCUACCAUAAGGUUUAAGAUCAUAAUCUGAUUAUGCUGGUAAGUGAAAACCUAGAACACCACACAAGCAGUAACAAGUGCUUCCUUUGAGUGUGCCUUUUUAAAAUAGAAGGGCUUCGAGAGCUUCUAGUAUUUCUAAACUAUUUAGGUCAGUUUUUUUUUGUUAGUCAUCAUAUGGCAUGGUUCGAAAAACUUUCAUGCUAUCAUCAGAUUUGCUCUGGUGUCGAUCACUGUGAUUGUUUUGGACUGUUGAAUCGUGGCACUUGUUUGAAAGAACAGGUUUUUUGCAUGGAAAUUGAGUUAUUGUUUUUAGAGAGAAAGAAAGAGAAAGGCUUCAGAUUCUUUUUCCAUCUAGUCAGUGUCUUGUUUUGAUUGCUCAAAGGGUUCAAGGUUUUUGGGGGUCACAGCCAGGACGUGUGUGAUGGAGGUCUGUUGCAGAAGAAGAAUGAUGUCACCUCAGAGAGAGGCAGAAGAGGACAAAGCAGUUCGGAUUGCUGCUGCAGAUAUACAUAGUUCCUGAUCACAGGGCAGCCGAAAGAGAACUGCGUACAGCAGCGGCGAAAAGCAGGACGUCAGGAGUUUUGGAAACACCGGAUGCCGAGGCUGCUCAUCACUGUAUCUCUCUCCACCCAAUCCCGUAAUAUCGGAGGGAAUUUCCAAGAUUAAUGUGUGGCAAAGUUGAGUCUAAACUCCAAAUGGAUGUUUCUUUGAGUGAAUGAGAGUGCGUUUAUCUUUUUGGGUGUGCCUGUGUGUGUGUGUGUGUGUGUGUGUGUCAGACCAUACAGCUGACCUGUCUAGAGGGGACAUGCCCCUUUAACAGACAAUUAAAAAAACAAAUGAGUUGUCGCCAUGCUGCCCGGGAUGGUGCGUGUGUUGCAUGCUCUUCUCCCCGUCCUGGUGUUGUGUGAAGUCUCCCAGAGCUUCCCUUCAUUGCGCCACUAUCCAGUGUUCCUGCGCAACGACACGCAAUUCGAGCAUCUGGCUCUUCACCCUGAACCGGGACUGGGGCGCGUCUACGUGGGUGCUCGUGAUCGCCUGUUCCGGCUAUCCUCAGACCUGCAGCUGGAGGAGGAGGUUGAGACUGGGCCUGUGACGGACAGCCACGACUGCCUGCCUCCAAUCAGUGACACCAGCUGCCCGCAGGCACGACCAACCAGCAACCACAAUAAGCUGCUGCUUAUUGACCCUUACAGCAAGGUGCUGAUCAGCUGCGGCAGUGUGCACCAAGGCACAUGUCAGAAGCGAGACCUGGAUGCUGUGGGCACUGUGCUCUUUUCAGCCCAGAGGCCAGUGGACACACAGUAUGUGGCGGCCAAUGAACCUGAGGUUUCUACGGUGGGGCUGGUGGUGCGCCCACAUAGAGAGCGACAACCAGUGCUAUAUGUGGGGCGUGGCUACACCAGCAGCCAGCCGCCCAUCUCCACCCGCAAUCUAGCCACCGAACCCAUCUUCUCAUACGAAGAAACAGCAAAGCUAACUGUGGUUGCACGGCUUUCAGAAUACGACCACCACUUCGUGGCAUCCUUUGCACACAAUUCCCAUGUCUACUUUCUGUUCUACCGCCGUGACUUGAAGUCAGAGGUGCGUGACUACCGCACGUAUGUGUCUCGUGUGUGUCUGGAUGAUAUGGCAUACUAUUCAUAUGUGGAAGUUCCACUAAGCUGCCGCUCGGCAGCGGGGAAGAACUACAACUUGCUACAGGCUGCUCGACUGGGACUCCCCAGGGCUGGAGAAACUAGAGGAGUAGACGAAGAGAUCCUGCUGGGGGUUUUCUCCACGCGUUAUGCCUCAUCCAGCAAGCCCAGCAACGAGUCAGCCCUGUGCAUGUUCUCCCUGCAGGAACUGGAUAAACGCAUCAACGACACUCGAGAUCUCUGUUACACAAAAGUGGGCCGCCAAGAAGGACAGGAGGCUGCCUAUAUAGAGUACGAGGUGAAAUCAAACUGCGCCAGUUUGCCACCAACCACUCUAGAAGCUUACCCAUGUGGUUCUGACCACACUCCAAGCCCAAUGGCCAGCCGUGUGGCGGUGGAGGCCGAGCCGAUACUGGACAGCCCUUCUGCUCGUCUUACUGCGGUUGCUAUUAGCGUAAAAGCAGAUCACACCAUUGCUUUUUUGGGAGACUCUAAGGGAAAUUUACACAAGGUGUUUUUGGGUCCUCGUGGUGAGGUGGAAGAAUAUGCCAUUAUUCCCAUUCAGUCAAACACAGCAAUCAGUAGUGAGCUGACUCUCGACCAAUCAGAGGAGCACCUGUACAUCAUGACCAGCACUAUGCUGCAGAAAAGGCCUGUCGCAGAGUGUCACCUGCACCUGGACUGUCAGUCAUGUCUCUCAGCUCGAGACCCAUACUGCGGCUGGUGUGUGCUGGAGGGGAGGUGUGGUCGGCGUGGCGAGUGUGCACGUGGGGAGCAGGCUGAUCAGUGGCUGUGGAGUUUUGAUAUGGAGCCACAGUGUCUGACUGUACAAACCAUCACACCAUCAAACAUCAGUAGAGAGGAGAGCAGGACAAUCACCCUGUCUAUUCCUGGUCUCCCGAGGCUCGAGGAUGGGAAAUCAUAUUCCUGUUUCUUCCAAGACAUUCCCUCUCCUGCCACCAUCACUGAGAGCGGGGUCACCUGCCCCUCACCAGACCCCCACAGAGUCCCCUCUGUGUCACCCGGCCAAGAUUUUCUAACAGUCACACUAUCCUUACGGUUUGGUGAUGUCAUUGUGACCUCUCGGGAAUUCAACUUCUAUGAUUGCAGAGUUGUCAAACAGCUCUCAGGGAGUAUGCCUUGUCAUGGAUGUGUGUCCAGCCGUUGGGGCUGUAACUGGUGUGUACGUGAGCAUGUGUGUACCCACAAAUCACAGUGUGAGCAAGGGGUCAUCAUUUACAACGAAAAUUUCAAAGUUCCCACACCCUCCCCUCCUCCAAGUACACCUGUCAAGAUUACAACAGUCUCCCUGAAACAUGCACUCCAUACCACCACACCACCUACUAAGCCUCCAACCACAACCACUGUACCUACUACAACCACUACAGCUACCACUCCAACCACUCAAGCUACAACUACAACUACACCAGUGGCAACUACAACUAUUGCACCAGCCACCACCUCCACUCCGACUACAUUGUCCACAGUUCCUGAACCCACCAUUGCUCCCACCAUCCCCAUGUUGCCAACCCCCCCAUCCCAAAUCACGACCACAACUCCCUCAGCCUCCACGCUGCCUGUUCUGAAGGAGCGUACCUCAGAGGAGAUUCUGCUAGCCUCUGAGACAGAGGGAGAAGCCCUUAGCGAAGCCAAGAGUGUUGUGAUCACCAUCUCCAGUCUGGACACUGGCAUGAAAACAGAGCCACCACUCAUCAACUCAGCAGCCAAGGACCAGCAGUUGCCAUCAGUGUCACCGUCACAAGGUGGGGUGUUGCUGUUUCCUGAAGAAGUCACGCCACUGGUGGAACCAGUAACCAAUGCUCCAGAAUUACCUAGCAGUCCACAGAUUGUAGAAGAAUUGCCUCCACUGGCUGAGCCUCCUACUGAAACUCUAAACAUAACACAAUCAGAGAGUCCCGAGACUGUGGUAGCAGAUUCUAAACCAGACGUCUUGUACUUAUUGCCUACAGUACCUGCUGUCCUACCAUCUGAUUUGCCUGUUCACUCAGAGAACGAAGCAGAUGAAACUGAAACGGAGGUGCUUCACCUUCCCCUAGAGGAAAUGGGCAUGGCUGAAAAUGACACAACUGCAUUUUCAGCCGCAACGGUGCUGUCAGGUGAUGGAGAAUUAGACCACGCCUCCCCUGGCUACCCUCAUCUCUUGGAUGUGGAUUCUGAGACAGACUACCACUAUGACAUGGCAGACCUACCGCAGGGAGACGAGGGAUUGUUUGAGAAUUGGGGUUCGUCUGCGUGUCCUUGUGUUGAGAAGGUUCAGGGCUCACCACUGCUGCCUGUACAGACAGUGAGGAAGAUCAAUCUGUUGGCCCGCAACCUUCACCUCUAUGAGGACCAAGACUUAGAGUACGAGUGUGUCUUGGUGAUUGAGGGACGGACUGUGGUGGUGGUCGCCUAUGUAGAGCAAGAUGACAUGAACCCCUCUCUCUUUGACAUUACCUGUCAGCAUCACCAGUAUUCCUACUCAGCUCUGGUGGAGGAGUACAACGCCAUGGUGUACGUGAAGAGGAGAGACACUUUUCAUGUGGACAGCGCUAAUGACCUCUUUGUAACUUUGUACAACUGUUCAGUGGGCCGUUCAGACUGCAGUCGUUGUCACACAGCAGAUCAGAAGUACGAUUGUGUGUGGUGCGGUGAGGUUCAUUCAAGCUGUGUGCACAAAGAGGCCUGCUCAACGGGUGUCAAAGACAAAUGUCCUGCUCCUGUCAUUCAUUUUAUCGAACCGCUGACAGGGCUGAGAGAGGGAGGCACCACUCUCACCAUCAGUGGCUCCAACUUGGGCCAGAAAGCUCAUGACAUCUUACAGUCAGUCACUGUGGCUGGCAUUUCCUGUACAGUCAUACCAGAACUGUAUGAGAUAUCAUCCAGAAUUGUGUGUACAACAGGAGAGAGCAGAGAGGAGAAGUCAGGUCACGUCUCAGUAGCAGUAUCUGGUGCAGGGCACAAAGGUCUCUCCAUUCAGACUUUCAGCUACCAGGAACCAGUGCUGGAAAUGGUGAGUCCCCAGAGAGGACCCCGUGCAGGAGGAACCUCUCUCACCAUCAAAGGCAAAAAGUUACUGACCGGCAGAUCCAGUGACAUCAGCGUGCUGCUGGGCGAUGUCCCCUGUCUCAUUGUGUCAGAUGUUCAGGAAGGCAGGAUCGAGUGUGUCACUGGAGCCAGCAACCAGACUGGAGGGCACAGAGUAACAGUGCGCUACGGCAACCGUGAGCGCUAUCUCAAUGGCAUCCACUUUCUCUACACCCCAGAUCCUAAUAUAACACAAGCCACACCCACAAAAAGCUUCAUCAGUGGUGGUCGUGUGAUCAGCGUGUCUGGCCACAACUUGGACGUAGUCCAGGAGCCACGGAUCCGAGUGACCAUGACCAGGAAAAGAGGUAGCAGGCGUAGAAGAAGGAGAAACAGAGGAAGUGUUACAGCUGUGGGUGUUGAGCAUGGUUUACUGUGGAGACACAAGAGAAUAAUUCCUGAAGUAGAUGGUCCAGAAAACACUGGCAAAUAUUUUGAAGAACGGUGUGAGGUGAACACUUCCUCUCUACUGCUGUGUCGUAGCCCUGGUGUAAGCUCUGAGAUGUUAGAAGCUGACAUGCAGGUGGAGUUUCUUCUGGAUAACUUGCGCUUCGACUUUAACGCAAUCACCCAAUCGUCUUUUACCUAUGAGCCUAACCCCAUCCUCUACGAUCUCAACCGCCAUAAUCCCAAUGAGCCCUACCGCUACAAACCUGGUUCAGUCAUAUUGGUAGAGGGGCAGAAUCUAGACCUAGCUAUCUUUAAAGAGGAGGUGGUAGCUCUCAUUGGUGAGGGCAUAUGUACGGUUAAAACUCUGACUAGGAACCACCUGUACUGUGAGCCACCGGCCCAGCAGCCCUCCCCCUCCCACAGCCACGGACGCAAGAGAGAAGGAGCUGAUGCACUCCCAGAGUUCACAGUGCAGAUGGGGAAUCUGAACUUUUCUCUGGGCAGGGUGCAGUAUGACACCCUCAGUCAGUCCACCUUUCCUUUGGAAGCUCAGAUAGGGGUUGGAGCAGUGGCUUCUCUCGUCGUCCUUAUCGUUGUGAUCAUUGUUCUCAUAUACAGGAGAAAGAGUAAACAGGCUCUGAGGGAUUACAAGAAAGUUCAAAUUCAGCUUGAGAAUCUAGAGACGAGUGUGAGAGACCGCUGCAAGAAAGAGUUUACAGAUUUGAUGACUGAAAUGAUGGACAUGUCAAGUGAUCUUGUGGUAUCUGGGAUUCCGUUUCUGGAUUACAAGAUGUACGCUGAGCGCAUCUUUUUCCCGGGUCAUCGGGAGUCGCCACUGCGCAGGGACCUGGAUGUGCAGGAUUGCAGACGGGCCACAGUGGAGCAGGGACUUGUCCAACUUUCCAACCUCCUCAACAGCAAACUCUUCCUCACCAAGUUUAUCCACACUCUGGAGAGCCAGAGGACAUUCUCUCCCAGAGACCGAGCCUACGUGGCCUCUCUGCUCACUGUAGCCCUACAUGGCAAGCUGGAGUACUUCACUGACAUUCUGAAAACAUUGCUCAAUGACCUGGUGGAGCAGUACGUCGCCAAGAACCCCAAACUCAUGCUCCGAAGAACUGAGACUGUUGUGGAGAAGCUCCUGACCAACUGGAUGUCUAUAUGUCUUUAUUCUUUCCUGAGGGACUCGGCGGGGGAGUGUUUGUAUAUGCUUUUUAGAGCCAUAAAGCACCAGGUGGAUAAAGGGCCUGUGGACGCAGUGACUGGCAAAGCCAAGUACACCCUCAAUGACAGCCGACUACUCCGAGAGGACCUGGAGUAUCACACCCUGACUCUGAACGUGCUGAUGCAGGGAGUAGGAAUGAAUGAGACUCAGCCAGUAGCAGCUAAAGUACUAGAUUGUGACACUAUAACCCAAGUCAAAGAGAAGAUUCUAGACCAGGUCUAUAAGGGAACCUCAUACUCCCAUAGACCGCACACAGAUUCACUGGACUUGGAAUGGCGUUCAGGUGUCGCAGGUCACCUCAUUCUCUCAGAUGAAGAUCUAACAUCUGUGGUGCAGGGCAACUGGAAACGCCUCAAUACACUUCAGCAUUACAAGGUUCCUGAUGGAGCUACAGUCGCUCUGGUGCCACGACAUAGCAAACACGUCCACCAUGACAACCAUGACUAUGUGGCAGGCGAGAAGACGCCCAUGCUGGAGGAUGCAGAUGAGGGUGGAGUCAGACUGUGGCAUCUUGUAAAGGCCAGUGAGGAGCCUGAACUGCCCAAACACAGACGAGGCAGUCUGAGAGAGAGAGAGAGGCCCAAGGCCAUACCGGAGAUCUACCUCACACGACUGCUCUCCAUGAAGGGCACUCUGCAGAAGUUUGUUGAUGAUCUUUUCACCGUGAUUCUGAGCACAAGUCGGCCCGUUCCUCUUGCUGUGAAAUACUUCUUUGACCUGCUGGAUGAUCAGGCAACUCACCAUGGCAUCUCGGACCCAGAAACAAUCCAUAUUUGGAAAACCAACAGUCUUCCUCUGCGCUUCUGGAUCAACAUUGUGAAGAACCCUCAGUUUAUCUUUGACGUGCAGGCAUCCGACAACGUGGACGCUGUCCUGUCUGUCAUCGCUCAGACCUUCAUGGAUUCCUGCACCAUUGCUGAGCACAAACUGGGCAGGGACUCCCCCAUCAACAAGCUGCUAUAUGCCAGAGACAUUCCUCGUUAUAAGCAGAUGGUGGAGAAGUACUAUGCUGACAUCAGACAAACCAUCCCAGCUAGUGAUCAGGAGAUGAACUCUGCCUUAGCUGAGCACUCCAGGAAUUACUCAGGAGAGCUGAAUUACCUAGUGGCCCUGCAUGAGCUGUACAAAUAUAUCAAUAAAUAUUAUGACCAGAUCAUCACUGCCUUAGAAGAGGACACCACAGCUCAGAAGAUGCAGCUUGGUUAUCGUCUUCAGCAGAUCGCAGCCGCGGUGGAAAACAAAGUGACAGACUUGUAAUUAAGAGAUCACGAUGAGAUGAUUGAUAGGAGGGGAAAGAAAUAAGGAGAAGGUGAAAGAUAUGGGUUGCACUGAAGAAUGGACCUACUGUAUGUAGUGACUGCAGAGAGUUGUGUAGAAGCAGCAAAUGAGAACCACAGCACUGUGGGUGUUGACUUAAACGACGGAGUAAACACACUGCCACUUUACAUAGGAAAAGAGGACUCAGUGUGUGAUUACAUGGUUUCUGUCAUUAUUUGAGAGAUUAGUGAAUUGGAGACUCUUCGGCAUCCUCAGAAUGACGGAACAGGUUCAGGAGGGAUUUCUCUUGUGGUCCUUCAGGAGAAAACGGAGGACAUGUACCAGUGUGGUGGAAUGUGAUUGAAGUCUCUGCGAGAGGAAAAGCCAUGUUGUCCGUCUCCUCCACUACUCGAUCAGGUGACUACUGCAAUUUUCCCAACACAAAGAGAGCGAUUGUGGUCUCACCAGUUCCAACCACAUACGCCAUUCAAAAUCAGUACUGACUGACAAUGGGCUCAAGUUAAUGCAGUUUUGUUCCACAUAGACAGACAUUUACUGAGGAGGAAUAUGAUACCUGUCAAAGUAGAGAAAAGGCUUUCAAAAGCAUGAAAAUGACUUGUACAGGUCAAAAACAAAAUCUGUGCCUCACAGAACUUUUGCUUCUUCCUGCCGUUCUCUACCUCCUCAUAUGUUUCUUUUUCCAAUUCACUCUACAUCAUUCUUUCUGUGUGUUUUGCCAAUAUGCAGAGCAUACCCAUCUGUCCAGCAGUUACUGUGUGUACUAAUAUAAUGAAGUGAUGGGCUUUGUCUGUUGUCAUUUUAUUUCUCCUGCUUAUUGUCACUGGCAGGGAGUGAAAGAGAGAACGUUCAUGGUGUAAAACAUCAAUGCAGAAUCUUGUCAUUUUAGAUUAUUAUUUAUUUAAUAUUAGAACAUGUAACAUGCAUCUUUCAUUUCUUCCGCAACUGUCUGUAUCAUCCGUCCAAGUCAUUAAAAGGAGCUCUGACACUGAAAGAAAAAUGCAGGCAAAAACUGUCAGUCAUCUCUAAUCUAGCACUAGAAUUCAUUUCAACAUUUUUAUCUGUUGUAUUAAUGUAUUUUCUGUGUAUGGCACUAAAGAGAUAGCUGGUGAUUUUCCCUCACAUUUUAAUUCAUUUAUUAUUGUCUCUGGGUUUUUUUUAGUUUUUUUUUUUUUUUUGUAUAAAAAUCACUGGAAGGGCAGUAUGCAGGAACACAGCUCUGUAAAUCUGUAAGGUGUAAUGACUGAAGUAUCCUCUAUAUUUGGACAUAGUUGCUUCUGCUCUAACAUUCCUUUUAUGUGGUGUAAGAGAAACUGAUCUCCGAAUCAUUAGCCUUUUAAAAGUAUUUUGCUUGGGUGCGGGUGGGAGACAUGUUCACUUCAUACUACAGUAGAGGGUCAAUAUUUAGUUUUCCUACUCUGCUUUACAUAAACACUAGCUAGAACAUGUUCAGUUUAUGGAGACCUCCUCCAGCUUAUCAUUUUCAACAAGUGCAUUGAUCACUAGCCAUUUUAAUUUUAGUUACUUUUUAUUUUUUGUCGUUGUUUUUAACAAAAGGUGAUUAGCAUCCAUCCUGAAACAGACAAAUAGAAAGGGAGAGAAAACUUCAAAUCAACACAGUUAACUUAAAAAGAGGCUAAUAUGCAGAAAGAUGGAACUAGAUACAUAAAUGGUUCAGUGGUACAUUAAAUGUAAGAUACAUGUAAUUAGUGGUGAGAUGUAAUUGUACAAGAUAAAAUAUGUGCAGAAUUUUCAGAAGGAAGUAUAAAGCUAUAACUAUUAUUAGGUUUAUAAAUUAUGUGUAGACUAGAGCAGGCUCUUUCAGUUUUAAAAUAUGUUGUUAAUAUCAUCCUACGUAAUGAUUGUCUUUCAGCUGUAGCUUCUUACCAACAGUAUGUGAAAAUUUUUACAAAUUAUAUGGAAAUUUAAUAAAAUAUUCUAAAAGAAGUUGACUGUGAAUUCCUGAUCUGACACAUUAAUUCAAGUACUGUAGUGUGUAGCUUCUCUAGACUAAACAUUACAAUAUUUGAAUAACACUCAGUUUUUAUUGCUAUUUCCCGUUUAUGCUGCUAUACUUCAUACUUUUGUAGAACGUGGAACUAUCCUCGAUUUACAAUAAUCCACCGCUGUGGUAAGCAGCUCAUUAUGGCUCCUCAACUAAUCUAUUGUGUUGAGUGUUUAAGCCAUUUUAUUUCCAUCAUAGGAGAUAAUUUUUCAUGCAAGAAGCGUAGAAUUGAGUUAGAAACCUGCAUCCAGAUGUUUGGUGAAAGGUAGGAAAGUGAGCACUUUUGAGUCAGUUGAGAAAAAAAUGCUUUAGAACAAUGUUCCUGAGCUCUCUUUGUUCUGACAAGUUGUCCUACCAAUUGAGAUGUCCUAUGCUAAUAAAACAAAACAUACACUAUAUGUCCAAAAGUAUGUGGACACCUGACCAUCACACCCGUAUGUGCUUGUUGAACAUCCCAUUUCAAAACCAUGGGCAUUAAUAUGGAUUUAAUCCCCCUUUGCUGUUAUAGUAACCUCCACUCUUCUGGGAAGGCUUUCCACUAGAUUUUGGAACGUGGCUAUGGGUGUUUGCUCAUACAGCAUUAGUCAGAGCAUUAGUGAGGUCAGACACUGAUGUUGAGUGAGGAGGCCUGAUGUGCAGUCAGUGCUCCAGUUCAUCACAAAGGUGUUCAGUAGGGUGGAGUUCAGGGCUCUGUGCAGGCCACUCGAGUUCUUCAUGACACCAUGUCUUCAUGAACCUUGCUUUGUGCACAGGGACGCUGUCUUACUGCAACAUGUUUGGGCCCUUUAGUUCCAGUGAAGGGAAAUUGUAAUGCUACAGCAUACAAAGACAUUCUUUACAAUUGUGUGCUUCCAACUUUGUGACAACAGCUUGGGGAAGAACCACAUAUAGGUGUGAUGGUCAGGUGGAUGGAUGGAUGGAGCCUUUAUUUGUCACAUAUACAUUACAGCACAGUGAAAUUCUUUACUUUGCAUAUCCCAACUUGUUAGGAAGCUGAGAUCAGAGCACAGGGUCAGCCAUGAUACAGCGCCCCUGGAGCAGAGAGGGUUAAGAGCCUUGCUCAAGGGCCCAACAGUGGCAACGUGGAAGUGCUGGGGCUUGAACCCCUGACCUUCUAAUCAGUAACCCAGAGCCUUAACUGUUGUGCCACCACUGCCCUGCCAGGUGUCCAUAUAUAUUUUGAUCAUAUAGUGAAAAACAAACUGUUAGAACACAGGCAGGCAACCUUGUGAGGCUGUAAUGUCACCUUUUCCCUGUACACUGCCUCUGACUAUGGCGGUCUCAGUGUGCCCCCUGGUGUCAGUCAGUAGUACUGUUAUGGUAAUGGUAUGGCUGAUUUCAUUCAAUUUAAUUCAAUUUUAUUUGUAUGGAACUUUUAACAAUAUUCAUUGUCACAAAGCAGCUUUACAAAAAUACGGAUCUAGAUUUAGAUUCCUACUGAACAGCCCAGAGGCGACGAGGAAAAUCUCCAUGAAACUAUAUGAGGAAGAAACCUUGAGGGGAACCAGACUCAAAAGGGAACCUUUUCUGGGUGGCAGCUGAUAGUGUGAUUAUAAAUCAUUACUCUUCCACAGCGGUAUAAUAUAAAGUCAAAAAGUACUCUGUGUUUUGAAGGGAUGUUCAUUUCAUUAAGUUCAUUAAGUGGCAGGCCUACACUAACAAUAACACAGCCUCAAACAAAAUUUGAUUGGCUAUUACACUUGACUUAUUCUAUAGGCUACUAUCUAGUGAAUAACUCCUUAAUAGGCAGUUGAAAGUCGACAAUAUAUAGUCCUCCAGCGUACAGUCUAGUAGCUCCUUCUGAAGAGUUUCAGUCACAGGUCCAUACAAUCUAUUCCAAUACAAUUCCAUUUUAAUACUAAUUACCUCUUUUGAGUGACCAACAAUUUUAAAAAAUGUUAUUUGACAGAUAUAAUCUGACGUUCUGCUGAUUUGUUGCGUUUUCAGAUGUAGCACAGCCAUGGGGCAGUCUACUCACUGCUCCACUUAGCUUCCAUAGAGAUAUUAUUGCACCUAAUGGUCCCAUGAUUGUGCAACUAGUGACCUAUAGGGGUAGGAUUUGUGCUGCCCAUUGUUUCCCAAUGGAAUGGCUGCGGAAAAGAAAAAACAUGCCUCCCUUUUCCAAUGCCAACAUUUUUGGGGCUAGUUUCAGGUCUUUUGUGUGUUUUUUGAAUGUAAUUGGGCUGGAAAUUUUGUUGAAACAUGACAACCCUGGUUAAUGAUAUUACCUCGAAGAGCUGAACAAAGGUACUUACUCAAAAAAAAAAAAAAACCUGUCUGCAUUGAGACGCAGAUAUCUGUAAUAUAAACCAGGCUGUACACUUUUGACAAUGGAGUUUCAAAAUACUAGACAAAAUGUAUCCAGUGAAACAGGUCUUAAAAAGAUUUACUAUGUUUAUACUAGAAUGCUUUGGAUUGUUGUUUCAAGUUUAUUAAGCAGAACCAUAGAGGCAACAACUGAAGUCUAGUUAUUUGAUGUUAUAUUUUGUUACAAACCAGGCAAAAAUGCCUGUUUUCUAAUAUGCUUAUUUAUCUUAAUAGAUAAAUUUCACAUCUGUAAGGCAAAGUGGUCCAAGAGUAGGCCGAACUAUCACUAUGCUUAAACAGUGCAACACCCUGGUAUGGUCAUCACAAAAAAUCAAAACGCAGUCAGAACAUUUAAUUUAAUAAUAACAUAUACAGCAAACUUUUGCUUGUUUAGUUACUACCCCAGGAAUUUUGAUUUUGAAUUUUGAAGUGAUUGUAUAUGUGAUGGAUUUGUUAAACCUCUUUGUAUGUACAUUUGUAAUAAAGGAUGUAAUAAAGUUCAUUUAAAAUGA
Messenger RNA from Pangasianodon hypophthalmus (striped catfish), 12617 nucleotides. RefSeq names its product plexin b1b (gene plxnb1b). The coding region runs from base 1032 to 7775 and encodes 2247 amino acids. Gene Ontology annotation, cellular component: semaphorin receptor complex. Gene Ontology annotation, biological process: regulation of GTPase activity; positive regulation of axonogenesis; regulation of cell migration. The record is from RefSeq and is a predicted model, not a curated record. NCBI's taxonomy places the organism in Eukaryota, Metazoa, Chordata, Actinopteri, Siluriformes, Pangasiidae. The transcript has 40 exons. Gene Ontology annotation, molecular function: semaphorin receptor activity; protein binding.